UAAGGACCGGAUUUACCGGCUCCGGACGAGCAUUAAACCCGACGGGAGGCUUGCUUUGCUGAACCAUUCCAAGUGUCCCAAAUCCUCCGAAAUGUUGCGGUUCUUUCUCCGAGCAGCAGUUUCAUCGCUGCCAGUGGCGAAACCGCAAGCCGCCGUCUCCGACGUGCUGAUACCUCUACAACUUUUCUCUUCUCGAGCUUUUUCUGCAUCAGCCGCAAAGCAAACCUUACCAAAGGGGAAUAGAGCAACCUCGAAGGCAAUUGAAGUCCCUGGGGGAUCCUUAGAGGCCGUAACCAUCAACCGCCUCAAUGACGGGGCUCGCAUGCGCGCUCUUGCAGAAGACGAAAAAAAUUCAUCUCUUGAUGUUGGUCCGAAUCUCCAGCCGCUCUUCACGCCCGCCAACUCUCUCUCCGAGCUUAGCAAAAAAGAUACUUGCACUUACAUGAAAUUCAGUAUAGAGGAAUUGGAAGCGGUGUUGCCUGAAGGGUUGCCCAUGGGAAUGCUGAAAGAAUUUGAGGAUUCUAAGAGAAAUGCAUUGCUCAUACGGCAGAGCUUUCUGGAUCUUCGAGAUAAUUUCAGGCGGAUUGCUGAUCCUACUAUACAGAAUAAUGUCAAAGGUUCCAAACCUCGGAAACAGAUUGUAUUAGAUGGCCCUGUUAGCUGUGGAAAAAGUAUUGCUCUUGCAAUGCUUGUUCACUGGGCACGUGAAGAAGGAUGGUUGGUCUUCUAUGUCCCAAGAGGUCGAGAAUGGACUCAUGGAGGAUUUUUCUAUAAAAGUCUUACAAGUGCUCUAUGGGAUACUCCUGUUCAGGCAGCAAAUAUUCUCCAGGACUUUUUAAAGUAUAAUGAACGACAUUUGAAAAAAUUGCCAUGCAAAAUAUUUGAUCCAGUUUCCUUGGGAGAAGGUGUGGGCGUUGGACCGCCGAAAGGUGACAUGACAAUGGAAAUACCUGAGGGUCAGAGUCUAUUUGAUCUGGUUGAGAGAGGUAUUAGUAACACACAUGCCUCUGUUGGAGUGGUUGAUCGUUUGAGGCAAGAACUGUCUCUUGUGAAAGAUAUGCCUGUUCUUAUUGCAAUUGACCAAUACAAUAGUUGGUUUACAUUCAGUGAGUAUCAGGAACCAGCAAGCGUGCGUUCUUGCAGACCCAUCCAUGCCAAGGAGCUUAAAACAGUCAAUGCAUUCAGAUCGAUGCUUCACGAUGAUAUGAUGAUUGGUGUUUUCUCUCAUUCAACGGCAGUAGGGAAAUUGCGUAAAGACUUACCAAAUGUUCCAGCUGAUGCGCGCUUGAAUUUCCCUCGAUAUACUUUAGAUGAAGCUGCCGCUGUUUGUUAUUACUACCUCAGGCAGAGACUUAUACGUCGUGAGUCAUUCUCAGAAGAAAACUGGAAGAAGAUUUACUACCUAUCCAAUGGAAAUGGAGCUGAGAUGAGAUGGCUAGUACCUUUUAUGAGAUGAUGACUCGUUAUUAUUAAUCGUGAAAGCACACGGCCAAAUAUUUAGUGCGGCUAAUGUAACUUAAUUUUUCAGAUAUAAUUAAUAAAUUAAUGAUGUGUUGCAUUUAGAGUACUGGCUUGAUCUUUUUAAGGUGGGAAUUGCUUGUGCUUUUGUAAAAUGUUCUUCAGUCUGGUGGUAGAUACUUUUACUGCCUUAAGCAUUCAUUAUUGCAAAGUGUUUUUUUUUUGAAAGACAUUAUUGCCAAGUGAGACUACAGGAUGUGUUUUCCAUCCCUGUUGCAUAUUUGCAUGGCCAGAUUUGCAAGUGGGCAUGACAUUCUUUUCUUAUGUUCCA
Messenger RNA from Cuscuta epithymum, 1789 nucleotides. The record is from the annotation of a GenBank genome assembly. NCBI's taxonomy places the organism in Eukaryota, Viridiplantae, Streptophyta, Magnoliopsida, Solanales, Convolvulaceae.